GAACUUUGUCUCUCAGCCUACUGUAGUGGUAUACAGGCCAGCAGACAUGGAGACGAAUAGCAAAGAAACACUACAAGCAGACUUUGAUGUAUUUGAUAUUUCUGAAGAGUUUGGAUUUCUACUUGAGGAGCCACUGACUCACCUCCCAGACUAUUAUCAGGUGUGGCUGGACCUCGCAAAUAAUCUCACACAUCUGAUAGAAUCACGUAAACUACGGGAUCUGGUUGAUAAGAUGCCGGUCUUGAGUCCAGAUCUUUUGAGUAACCAUCGGGAGCUUAGGCUCGCUCACCUAGCACUGGGAUUCAUCAGCAUGGGAUAUGUAUGGCAGGAAGGACAACAUGCACCUGCUGAGAUACUCCCAAAGGCUCUGGCCCUGCCUUUUUGGCUGGUAUCACGCAGACUUGGCCUUCCACCCAUCCUGACAUAUGCAGAUUCAGUUUUAGCCAACUGGAAGUUAAAGGAUACCACAGGGGAUAUGAGCAUUGGGAACAUGGACCUGAUAUUUUCCUUCCCUGGUGGUGACACUUGCAGGGGAUUUUUUAUUGUGUCACUGCUGGUUGAGAUGGCGGCUUCACCUGGCAUAAUGGGGGCGCUGGAGGUGAUGCACGCCAUUAAAGUCUCUGACCUCACUGGGAUAAAAAAUGGCCUCAUCAAAGUAACUCAGUCUUUAAAGAAGAUGAAGGAAAAUUUCAAAUUUAUGCACAAUCACGUGGAGCCAGCUGCAUUUCAUGGCAAAUUGAGAAUUUUUGUCUCAGGGUGGCGAGACAAUCCAAUGCUUCCAAGGGGGGUGCUGUAUGAAGGUGUGAGCGAUGAGCCUAUUUUGUUAUCAGGUGGGAGUGCAGCCCAGAGUUCAGCUAUUCAAUGCUUUGAUGCUUUGCUGUGCAUCCAGCAUGAGGAAGAGACAGGAGCGUUCCUGACACGCAUGAGAGAUUACAUGCCUCCUGCCCACCGUCAGCUCAUAGAAACGCUCUCCGUCUGUCCACCGCUGCGAGACUUCAUCUUGUCCUGCUCCAACUCUGACCUCUGCCAGGCCUACAACUCAUGUGUCUCCGCACUGGUGGAUUUACGAAACUAUCACCUCAAUACUGUGACCAAGUACGUCAUUAUUCCUGGUAACCACGCGCAAUCUGUGGGCUGUCCAUUCAGAGGUGUGGGUACUGCACUCAACACCACUGGGACUGGUGGAUCCAACCUCAUGGUUUUCCUUAAGAGUGUUCGUAACACCACCCAAAAGGCACUGAUUUUUAGAGAGACUAUCAUAGUCUAGAAAAACUUCAAUGUAAUUCCUGGCACAUAUAUACUGCUCCAAAAAAUUAAAGAAACACUUUUAACUCGGAGUAUAGCAUCAAGUCAAUUAAAUUUCUGGGAUAUUGAUCUGGUCAGUUAAGUACCAGAGGGGGUUGUUAAUGAGUUUCAGCUGCUUUUGUGUUAAUGAAAUUAACAGGUGCUUUAGAGGGGCAAUAAUUUGACAACCCCCAAAACAGUAAUGGUUUUACAGGUGCAGGACACUAACAUUGUCCCCUCCUCAUCUUCUCUGAAUGGUUUUUUAGUAGUUUUGCAUUUGGUUAGGGUCAGAGCCACCUCGUUAAUGUUAGUACAAAACUUCCAAGAUGGCACAUCAAUGCGAGCCAUUGCCAGACGACUUGCUGUCUCUCCCAGCACAGUCCAUGGAGGAGAUUCCAGGAGACACACAGUUACUCUAGGAGACCUGGAUAGGGCUGUAGAAGGUGAUAUAUAUGCCUGAUAUAUCUCCUUUGUGCAAGGAGGAUCGGGAUGAGCACUGCCAGAGUCCUACAAAAUGACCCGCAGCAGGCCACUGGUGGGAAUGGCUCUGCCCUGUGCUUUUCAGUAGGUUAGCCCUAAGAUCAUGUGACAGAGGUGAAAGGGCCUUGAGAUGCUAUGCUGCCUGUAACAUUGUUCAGCAUGACCAGUUUAGUGGUGGGUCAUUUAUGGUCUGGUGAGUCAUAUCCAUGCACGCACAGACCUCUAGGCAACAGCAUCAUGACUGCCAUUAGGUAUAGGGAUAAAAUCCUUGGACCCACUGUCAGACCCUCUGCUGUGGGUUAUGGGUUCCUCCUGGUGCAUGGCAAUGCCUGGCCUCAGCGGGUGAAAGUAUGCAGGUAGUUGCAGGCAGUAGCCGAAAACACAAAGCAAAAAUGAAAAUCAGCUCAAAGACACUUCAAAACGAUCGCCAUAGUGAUUCUAGUGUAGAAACCUGAACAGGUAGAAACAGAGGCUGCAGCCUAAAUUCUUAUCAGUUUGUUAACUGUUGUAAUUCAGGGUCACUGCUGGCCUGGGGUUGGCAUUCACUCAGCUUUCACUCUGGGUUCUUGGCUAGCUUAGUGUUAGCAUGCUGUCUGGCUAGCCUAAUGUUAGCAUGCUAUCUGUGCAUGUGCUUGCAAACAGCCGAUGUAGUGUUAGCAGCAUAAAGCAUAUGUCUCUGGGAAUUGGUUCUUGUCUUGAUUCCCAUCCCUAUUACCCAGUCCAUAUCAGUUUUCUCUGUAUUAUUGCCUUUACCUUAUAAAAAAGGUAAAGAUACUACAAUAAUACAGCGCCUUGAGGCAAUUGUUGUUGUGAUUUGGCACUAUAUAAAUAAAACUGAUUUGAAUAUCAGUUCAAAUAUCCAGGAUGGUUUCCCCCCCCCCAUUGAAAUCUGUUGCAUUUUGUGUUCCUUUAAUUUUUUUGAGCAGUGUAAAAAUAUUUAUUAUAACCAAAACUUUUUCAUACGCAACACUCUAAACGUAGUUCUAAAUAACAAAAAUAUCACCAACAUCAUUUAAAUCAGCCAGAUCUUUUCAUCCUUAUUGAAUUUACCAAGCACUUACAGUACAUUUACCCUGACAUUAGUAAAUCUUAGAGUAAACUUUUAUUUUUUAAAUGAUAAAUGAUUAUUGGGUUUUCACUGUUUGAUGGUGUCAUGGAUGAUUUCUAGCAAGAAUACAUCACUACAUUAACAAAGUAUUCUGUUUGAAAUCUAUACCUCUUUACUUUAAUACUACUAUCAACAAUUUUUAAUAAAUUUGCUUUUGAAGAAAUGCAUGACAAACCUGAGCUAUGUUUACACCCAUCGCUUACACACAACAAGCUACCUGAGCAUUAACACACACUUUUGGAAGUAAACCUGUUUCUAAGAAAUGGGUUUCUCCAUAGGUCACAGUACAAAAACAAACUAAUGACAUAUAGUUAGGGAAUCCAGCAGCACACAUUUUCAACUUUUCCUCCAAUGACCUUCCAUGUCUGCCUGAAGACCUAGCUUGUUUUGGCUUCACAGGUGUCACAGUGUGGAGUGGUGAAAGUUAAAAAAAAAAUGAACUUUUACCACAAUGCUCUUGUAAGCUUACAGAGUAGUUCAAACUAGUGGAAAUAAUUAUUCCCAAUGAGUGGUACCACUAUUACAUCAAGUUUGAAAGCUCCUAUGUACAAGAUAACAACCCCCUAUUGUGGUAACUAAAAGCUUUUAAACCUACUAAUCAAACCACACUUUAUGUUUAUAUAAUCCUUUAUAUAAUCAAGUAAAACAGACCAUGAAACAGAGAGGCACUAAGUGUGGUGAUUGUUUUAUUUUCAAGUGUAAUUGUGCUUGUAUGCAUUUGAACCCUAAUAUCGUUUUGUUUGUUUUUUCCCAUUAAUCUCUCUGUUUGUUGAUCAUUCUCAUUUUGUCCUUUGUAUGUGGGGUGCAAGUCAUUUAAUUUCAUAGACUGGAUCCCUCACUCUCCAUCAGGGCUCCACUUCAAGGUUGAGUCUUUUUUGCUAUUGAAAACUAAUCACAUUAGAGGAGAGAAGAAGUAGCUCAACUACACAGUCGCUGAGGCCUUAUGAUGGUCAAACUCUCUUACACAGAAUUGCAAGGUGGAGGGGGUAGUUGUUGAAUAAGUGUGUUUCCUCCAUUCUGUACUCCCUUUUUCAUUAAUGAAAUCCUCAGUGUUGUUUUAUAUGGUCACAGGAAAAAAAAGGUUAGGUUUAUAGAGUAUAGACCUAUGUAAUGAGCAUCACUUGUUUAGUUUUGGCUUGGUGGAUGCCGCUAAAUACUAAGUUGCCUAUGAAUCUGCUAGUCACAUGGAAAUCAGUAAAAGAAGUCAAAGUACUUUUGCCACAACUGACAAAGUAGAGGAAAUAAAUUUAAGUUAGUGGUGUAUACUGACAAAUAUGUAAGCUCUGUGAUUUUUGUUAUAACCUUUUGAUUAACAUUUGUUUAUGUACAUAAAAUGGUACUUUUUGAGGAGCAAUUCAUAUCAGUCACAUUUUUUUGUUGUUGUAAAAAGUUAGAUUUUUGCUUUGGGCCCCAGUCACACAGGUCUCGAGACUGGUUGAUGACUUCUCCCAAUUCAACCACUGGUCAGCUGGUUUGUUUGUAGUUGCGGGAGGGUGCUGGCAGUGGCUUGGUGAAAUGGUUUGCCAUGAGAUAUUCCAUGGAGCACUGAAAAUGAUUGAAAACCUGCAAUUCCUUGGGUUACUAAAAAUUGCUGUGUUUGCCUGUUAUUUGCAUGGAAGACAUUGACCUUUCAGCAAACACUUGGAAGCUACUUGCUAAGCAGUAGUGAAACAGUGACGCCAAACCAGAAGAGACCCUUACCUUCAAAGUGAAGUUUGAGUCUUUUGAAACAUGUUGGUUUUAGCAGAAAAACGCAACUUGAACUUAGAGGGUGAAAAUCCUCUGUAUCCGGUUUGCAUCACACUUUUUCAGGUUUCACUGCCAUUCGGUGGGUAGUCAGCAAGUGUUUGCAGACAAGUCAACCUUUUGAUGCAAACUGUGGGCAACCAUGGCAACCUGUUAGCAACCAAAGCAAUGAAAAUUAGGUUUUUAGCACAGAAACUUCUGGCAGCCUCUUGCCAACUGCUUAGGGGAAUGCACAUUUUUUCCUAGCGACCGGAGGUUGCCAGGGGGUUGCCAACUGGUCUCUAGGCCUGUGUGAGUGAAGCCUUAAUAUCUCUAGGUUUGCUCCACAGAGCGGUUAGGGCUAGGGUAACCAUCUAACAUUAAAAAGACAUACAGUAAGAGAACACUGAAUCACCUUCAUUUGAAAAUGUUUUAAUUGUGAUGUAGAAACAGUAGAAAAAUGCAUAAUAUUGCACAUAAUCACUAAAUUGCACUUUUCCAAGGUACAGAUCUUUGCAUGGAGAUUGUUGACCUGAAUAAUGUAAUCUACAGUGUAAUCUAAUGAUGGGAGGCCAGUGUGAGUCUUCCUGACAUUUCUUGUACAAUUCCAUUCAAUUAUUUACAUGACAGCUGCUGUUAUGAAGUGGCUAAAGGAAUUUAAUAAAUGCCUGCUUUAUAAAAGCAUGCAAGUUUAGUGUCAUUGCUACAUCAUCAGUGUUUUAUUUCUGUUUUUUUCCCCCCCUAAUUGACCAGAGCUGGUGGACACAAGUCUUUUCUGCUGUAAGAUUGCUACCAUUACUUCUUUAGCACUGUAUAUAGCCCUUCUGCUCUUGCUGCAAGUUCAGUGCACAGUUGUUUGUGUGGGUUGGUGGACAUGUGUUUGGCGUUCAAAAGUUGUUUUUUUUUCCCAUUUUACUAAAUGGAUAAGGAUAAAUAAAUGUUACAAAACAACAGUUGGAUUGUUAAAGUAGCUAACUGGACAUGAGACAAGUGGCUUAAAAUGAAUUAGUUUCAAGAUUUCACAUCUUUGCUGUGACUGAGAGCCAAGACAAACUCUUGGACUCAAGAGAAAUGUCAAAAUAGCUUUUACUUUCUGUCUGAACUGUUAAACAAAACAAGCCGAUAAAGAAAUACUCAAAAUAAAAAGCAAACAGUGUUAUCAUAGAAAAUACUCUGCCAUACAAGUAGUCAAAACAUUAUAUAUGUUCUUUAAAAAAAUCUAACCCAGAAUACUGUAUUUUUUAUCUAUUGUACCUGCUUCAAGAGGAGGGGCCCAAACAUACAUAUUUAUAAAAAUUCAUUUCACAGUACUUUGCUAAAAAGAUGCAGAUAUUCCAAAGUAAAGACUCUGAACAUUUCGUGUCAGUCCAAGAACAGAAAAUGACAGAAUGACUAAAGCAAAGAUAGCUGGCUCGUUGGUCAGUUGCACAGUAAGCUUAAUAAAAAGCUACAAAAGAGAGAAAGAGAUAAAGGAGUUACAAUAAGAGGGAGGACAAGGAGGAGUUAUUAGCAAAGGCAAGCAGAUGUUCUGUCAGACAAACAAAUUACACAGUAUGGUAACAGAUAAGGAGGAACAGGAGAGGAUAGCAGGGAUUAUAAGAACAGCGCUGACAUAAAGUCAUAUAGCGUUUCAGUCUUUUACACAUGCUUCUCUCAAAAGUCAAAUGUUUGUGCUUUCAGGAGGUGGGGGGUGGGGGGGGGCUGAUGUCCGUUUAAAGAUUAGAGCUUCACCCAU
Molecule: messenger RNA, 6332 nt
Organism: Oreochromis aureus
Lineage: Eukaryota; Metazoa; Chordata; Actinopteri; Cichliformes; Cichlidae
Product: indoleamine 2,3-dioxygenase 2-like
Exons: 10
Coding region: 47-1267 (406 amino acids)
Biological process (GO): 'de novo' NAD+ biosynthetic process from L-tryptophan
Cellular component (GO): cytoplasm
Molecular function (GO): L-tryptophan 2,3-dioxygenase activity; metal ion binding; indoleamine 2,3-dioxygenase activity
Source: RefSeq, a predicted model, not a curated record